AAAUAUUCAGGAUUAGAUUUACAAUCGAUACCUUGGAAAACGCACCGUUCUCUCUCUUUCUCUCUUUCGUAACCAAUUUUCUUUGUUAAACAAUGUCUUGGCUCUUCAAAUCUCGCGGCGAUGAUGAUGAUGAUGAUCCCAAACCUACCUCUCCGACCACCACUCAUGGCGGUGUCAAAGAGGAUCUAUCUUCCAUACUCCGCGGCGUUGCAGCUUUCCUCGCACCGCCUCCUUGUGCUCCUUCAGUAGACGAAAGCCGCCUUUUAUCUGAUUCACCAACUCAGCUCGCACUUGUCGGGAUCCGCAACGAUCUGGCUGAGAUUCGUGGAAAUUUCACCAAUUUCGCAUCUAAUUUGCUCCUUUUUCCCAGUAAAAGAGAAACUAGUAGUAGUAGUAAACAAUCUGUGUUUGAGGUUGAGGGUUUGGAUCAAGUUCCUGGGAUUUCUGAAGAAGUUGUCGAUUUUGCUACUAAAAUCGCCACCAGACCUGGUUGCUGGACAGAUUUCCCUUUGUCACUCAACACUGAAUUCGAAUUGUCUGAGGCUCAGAGGGCACAUGCAUCAGCCAUUGAACAUCUGGUUCCUGGCCUUGUAGCUGUGAAGAAUGAAGUUAGCAGUUACAUGGAUGAUGAACACUUCUGGCUGAUUUAUUUUAUUUUGCUGAUGCCGAGACUGAAUGGACAUGAUUUUGAACUCUUAGCAACCUGCAAGGUAUUUGAAACAAGGGAUCAACUUUUACUAAAGCUGCAAAAGAAAGAGGCAGGGUCAAGCAAGAGGUCUGUUGGUCAGGAAACUCCUGUAGAAGGUAGCAGUAGGGCAACAGAAACCGUGGAGGGAGUCAUGGACAAGAUAGAGACUCUGAAAAUUGAACAGAGAGAGAUAAGUGAUGAAUCAUCUGAAGAAAGAGGGAGGAGUUUCAGAGAUGAAGAGGUAAUCUCUUUCAGUGAUCUAGAUGUAGACGAGCCAUGUUCCAACAGGAGUAAACUGAAAAGACCAGCAUCAAACGCAAGCGGUUCAAGCUGGGUUCAGCUCAGCAGGAGUCAAGUUGGAAACAGCAAGGAUUCCGAAGGUGAUUCCAGUGACUGGCUUCCGAUCGGCGAUUCUGAUUAAUGUUGAAGGUAGAAAUUGGAUAUUACUGUAAAGUUACGACUAUUGAACGUAAACGUAGCACAUUUUAGUAAUAACCUUCGGAAUCCUUGCUGUAAAGUUACGACUAUUGAACGUAAACGUAGCACAUUUUAGUAAUAACCUUCGGAAUCCUUGCUGUAAAGUUACGACUAUUGAACGUAAACGUAGCACAUUUUAGUAAUGAAUUAAUUGGCUA
Messenger RNA from Camelina sativa (false flax), 1323 nucleotides. RefSeq lists its product as uncharacterized. The record is from RefSeq and is a predicted model, not a curated record. NCBI's taxonomy places the organism in Eukaryota, Viridiplantae, Streptophyta, Magnoliopsida, Brassicales, Brassicaceae.